AUGACAUUGCAAGGGCUGAAUUCCUCAGAACUGCUCAGGGCCGAGCGUUCCCCAUCAGGUUCCAGUAAACCCAAGAAAGGCUCCAGCAAAGAAAGGCGUAAGAACCGCCACUGCCGCCUGCACAGCCUCACAGUGAAGGUGCAGGAUCUGGGGCUUGGCUUUCAGUCGGAGGAGAUUGUACGGUUCAGCUACUGCGCUGGGUCAUGUGAGUCGGCCCGCACAAACUACGACCUGACCUUGCAAAACCUGGUACAGAUAGACCUCCUCAUGCGUAACAAGCAUCUCUCCUCCAAUCCCUGCUGCCGCCCUGUCCGAUAUGAAGUUGUGUCCUUCAUGGAUGUGCAGAAUGCCUGGCAUACUGUGGACAACCUUUCAGCAGCAGAAUGCAAGUGUGUGGGCUGAAGGGACUG
Messenger RNA from Gekko japonicus, 410 nucleotides. It is a transcript of the gene ARTN, whose product is annotated as artemin. NCBI's taxonomy places the organism in Eukaryota, Metazoa, Chordata, Lepidosauria, Squamata, Gekkonidae. The transcript has a single exon. Gene Ontology annotation, molecular function: glial cell-derived neurotrophic factor receptor binding; growth factor activity; receptor tyrosine kinase binding. The record is from RefSeq and is a predicted model, not a curated record. Bases 1 to 402 code for a protein of 133 amino acids.